AGUGCCCGUUUCCUAGGCAACGGGAGGAGGAAGAGGAUCUCUCGGCCACUGGAGCGGACUCUAUGGGGCAGGAGGCCCCGUUCCUUGGCCUGGAGAUCGAAGCGGCGCGGCUGCUGCUUGGAGGACGGGUACGAGCCCGGAAAAGGUGACAAAGCGGCGAUGGAGACGUUAGAAGAAGAGAACUUUGGUGUAUCCAUUUCUUCCCCUUCCGAUGCAGAAUUUGAUGCUGUUGUUGGAUAUUUGGAAGACAUUAUAAUGGAUGAUGACUUCCAGCUCAUACAAAGGAACUUCAUGGAUAAGUACUACCAAGAGUUUGACGACACAGAGGAAAAUAAGCUGAUCUACACUCCUAUUUUUAAUGAAUAUAUCUGCUUAGUUGAGAAAUACAUUGAAGAAAAACUCUUGGACAGGAUUCCUGGUUUCAGCAUGUCUGCAUUCACCUUGUCAUUACAGCAACACAAGGAUGAAGUAGCAGGGGACAUCUUUGACAUGCUUCUCACUUUUACAGACUUCCUGGCAUUUAAAGAAAUGUUCCUGGAUUACAGAGCUGAAAAAGAAGGAAGAGGUCUGGACUUAAGCAGUGGAUUGGUGGUGACGUCGUUAAGCAAGUCCUAUGUGUCUCCUGCUGAGAACAACCUGCGAUUCUAGGGUCUGGCUUCUGACUGAGAGGUGUCGUCUUCACUUGGGACGUUCCAAACUCUAAAGGCAACAGAAGAGACGAGCAUGAUGCCUAGGCUCAUGACAGGCCCAAACCUCUUCUCAGCUGCCCAUGUGAAUUAGUGUUUCUGUAUGAUCAGCAGCAAAGACCACCCUGGCCCUGUUAGGAGAAUGGUCUCUUCGCACUUGGGCUUAUUCUGUGCCAGCCAAAUAGGAUUUUGUGCCCUGGAGAUCAAUAAGUUCCAUCAUCUGUUUGGUGAGUCUAUCCACUUUGCUCUCCUGGGAAGACAAGUGUCGAAUCCACCAUGACUAGAAUGGUUCUCCCUGCACAGCCUCCUCGAGGUUGCGAAGCCUCAGCACCACCCUGACCUGGCAGGACACUUUUAGUAUGAUUUCAGAUGCCACCUUUUGACUUUUAACAGGGAAUAAUGCUUGUAUUUUAUAUGAAUAUAUAUUUAGCAUGAA
Hemicordylus capensis (graceful crag lizard) is the source of this 1122-nucleotide messenger RNA. It is a transcript of the gene ARL2BP, whose product is annotated as ADP ribosylation factor like GTPase 2 binding protein. The transcript is spliced from 7 exons. Gene Ontology annotation, cellular component: mitochondrial intermembrane space. The record is from RefSeq and is a predicted model, not a curated record. The coding region runs from base 160 to 648 and encodes 162 amino acids. Lineage: Eukaryota; Metazoa; Chordata; Lepidosauria; Squamata; Cordylidae. Gene Ontology annotation, biological process: maintenance of protein location in nucleus; positive regulation of tyrosine phosphorylation of STAT protein.